AUGAUUGAUGAUGCUGUGGAUAAUUUGUCUCUUAAUGCAUCGAAGGACUGCCUUAUGAAUACGGAUUCCCUAGGUGAGGAUGGCAAGCUCUUCUUCCAUAUGGAUGAGUCCUGCAAGGGAGAAGCAGUUCUCAGUGUGAAUCUAGUCCGGUUAAAAAAGUUAAAAGAAGUAUGGGACAUGACAGAGGAUGAGAAAAUUAUUCUUGCUUCCAUGUGCAAAAUUCGUGGUAACGAGUACCUGAAGGCUGACAAUCUCGCACGUGCACUCCGUGCCUACAAAGGUGGAAUUAAUUGUCUGGAAGGCAGCGUCAGUGUAAAACCAGCGAAACAUGCCUCUCAACAUCAAGCAAAUGAAGAGGCUCAGCAGCUCUACACAAACCUUCUCACCAACACAGCACUUUGCCUUUUAAAAAUCGCUGUUCAGCCAAAGCGGGCCACCUCUAAGUCGGAUCAUCAACCCAUUAGCGAUGAUACUCUGAUGCGACAUUGCAUUUCCAUGUGUGAAAAGGCCCUUGAAAUCGAUGUGGACAACACGAAAGCCCUCUACAGAAUGGCUCAGGCUCAAGCACAGCUGAAGCACUACACAGAGGCAAUUUCAAUAGGCCAUCAAGCGAUGAAAGCAUUGAAGGCCAAGAACUCAAGCGCCGCCAUGGUAGAGAAGUCCAUUUCCGACUGGAAGCAGGCGCUGUGUGCACAAAAACGCGCCGAAUAUGAGCAUGUUCGAUCAGCAUUUCUGAAAAGGGCUACUGAGUUGAGGAAACAUGGUCGGCUGUUUGCGGAUGACGGAAGUGGGGAAUGCAAUCGUCUACAUUUCGACGAUUGGUCCAACGACUUGGCUGACAACGUGAUGUCUAUUCCCGAGGAAUUGGAGGCCUUUGGUGAGAAGAUGCCAGAUCCCAAGUCAACUUCGUCAUCCGGAUCAUCGAAGGGCUCUAAAAAGUCUCAUCGAACCUCUGCAAUUACUCGUCUCACAAAAAUUGACUCAGGAGAUGAGGAGGAAGAGGAGGAUGAGGAGGAGGAGGAGGAGGAGAGAAAUUAG
Hydatigera taeniaeformis is the source of this 1038-nucleotide messenger RNA. Lineage: Eukaryota; Metazoa; Platyhelminthes; Cestoda; Cyclophyllidea; Taeniidae. The record is from the annotation of a GenBank genome assembly.